UAGCGCCACGAACGAAUACAUGCUUUGAUGAUAUCGUAAUUUUGUAAAUAUUGUAUUUGUAUAUUGUAAUCUCAUGAUUGACGAUUGUCCCUGAUUCAUAAAUCUGUUAAUAAUUUAGUAUGGUAGUCAAGAAAAACUCUAACUCGUAUGUCUGCUCACUGUUUAACUAAUUAAAAUAUUUAGCACCCAUACAUUUGAUGAUUUCACAUUCAUUCAGUCUUGUGGUCAUUAAAAAUGUAAAAUGGUGUUAGAAUCUUGUUCUGUCAAAAGAUUACUACUGCUAAUUAUUUUCAUCGGAGGGAUUACGCUACUUAUAUUUAUAAAAAUUACAUCUUCAAGUGCAUUUUCUGGUCUCAAUGCCACAAUUGCAGCGGAGACAUCCGAAGGUGUAAAAGAUCAUAAAAAUUCAUCAAAUAAAUGUUGGUUGCGAGAAGAAAAUACAAUUCUGAAAGAGUGUCAUUUGUGUACUGACAGGCUUGAAUGCAUUAAUGCAAGUUAUGUUGAAACAAUUGAAUGCAAAAUUUCUGGACUAACACAUAGAAGUUGCAACAAACCAACCAUUCGAACAUCAGAAAAAGAAUUUUGGUUAUUCCAAGGCUCACAAUUUGUUAUUGCUGUAAUCAGUUUAUCUGUUAUACAAUACAAAAAAAAACAGUUCCAUAAAAAGUUAAUGAAAAGAUUACAAAAACAAUUAGAUUCUGUUGUGUAGCAGUGUGUACCUGUACAGUGCAUUACAUAUUGUACAAAUUAAACAGUUAAUCAGUUUUCCCAAAGAA
This is a messenger RNA of Myzus persicae (green peach aphid), 776 nucleotides long. RefSeq names its product protein JTB-like. The transcript has 3 exons. Gene Ontology annotation, biological process: mitotic cytokinesis. Bases 242 to 709 code for a protein of 155 amino acids. Gene Ontology annotation, cellular component: centrosome; spindle; membrane. NCBI's taxonomy places the organism in Eukaryota, Metazoa, Arthropoda, Insecta, Hemiptera, Aphididae. The record is from RefSeq and is a predicted model, not a curated record.